ACUCUAAUGCACACAAUCUUCAGAGGCGGGCCUGGAAAGCCGCCCCGCGUGGCCCCAGCCAGAGGACCAGCCCUGAAUUCUGGGCUCCGCCUCUGGCCGGUGGUGGCACGCGGGUUUCCAGGUCGGCCUUCCAGUGCGUCACUCCGGGCUCCUGGAGCCUUCAGCUCCACCUGGCGUUUCGCUGCCCGCAUCUCCUGACCUUUCUUGGCUUGGUUUGCAGUAGAGGAUGACUGGAUUUCCCAAUCCUGACGAGGGAGAAGCUUUAAGGACGCAAGCUCCUUUGACAUCCCCAUAAAUACCAAAGAACGACCUGGCAGUCCCACAGCCUCUCCACGAAUCAGGUGCACCGCGCGCUGGUGAAGUCCCAGGGCUAGCACAGAACAGGAAAGGGACAUUUGCUGAUACUUGAGAGCAAAAGCCGCAGGGCUUGCAAAUAGCCUGGACCGUGGCUUUGAAACUUCGUAGAAACCUCUUUCCGCCUUCCGAAAGACAGCAAAGGGGCUCUUUCUGGUGAGGGAAGUCCCUAACGCCAGCUUGUGUAUUCUGAAAUGUUUUCUAAACUCUUUAGACUUAUUUUUAACACAUUUUCCACCAGCAUGUGUGUCUCUGACACACCUGCUCCAUCACCGCUUCCUCCAAGAAAACUGGAGUUGUUUUCUGAGCAUCCAAAUUCCUGAAGGCUGGCUUUUCAGUGACAGUGUCCCUUUGUCGACUUCCGGAAUUCAGACUUGCUGAUCUUGAAUCUGCGGUUUGGUGUUUACAUAAUGUGGCGAUGCCUUAUUUACAUCUGCCUGAUUUACCUACCUUUACCGAAGCUCAGAGAAGCCUAAGACGCAGGUUUUAUGCCUCUCUGCUUGUAUAGCACAUACCAGGAUCUUAUUUCCUUUCUGUUUUCAGAAAAGAUGUCCGUUUUCUGCGUUUGACAGCCCAACAUCACUUUUUUUUUUUUUUUAAUCGAGCAAAUUGACUGCGGCAUCUCUUCCUCAGGACACAAUUAAUUCAAGACGCGACUUCAGCAAAGCUAACUGGUUGUUAAUAGGACAGCUGAGGAGGAGACUCAAGCUAUGGACCUUGGCCAUUGAGCCAGGCUACAAUUUGUCUUGUUCCAAGUGCGACGUCACCCCUAAGCUGCUAAAAUGAACCCAAAGUCAAGAGAACCUGGAGCGAGGUACAGCAGCCAACCCAUCUUAAAACUCCAGAAACCCAUCCGACCGUACAUCUGCUCCACUCUAGACGACUUCCAAGAAGAGAGAGACUUCUUGGCCAACAUCAUCUUCCCGCGACUUAAUGACUUCUGCAGCCCCCGGGGCACCUACUUCAAAGCUGUGGACCUGAGGUGGUCCGCUGUGAAGGUCCGGAAGUCCUUCACCGCCAACCUGGUCCGCCAGCAUGCCUGUCUCCACUCACAAAACCUGAAGCUGUGCCUUGACUACGUGGAGAGCUGCUUCCCCUUCUUCAUCUGCCUGCUGGGGCAGACCUACGGGGACUUCCUGCCUGGCUACACUCCCUUCAUGUUCACCAAGGUCAAGGACUUCACAAGUCUGACCAAGGGGGAACAAAAUCUGUACAUUGCUGCCAAAAAUGGCUACCCUUGGGUCCUGCAGACUCCCACCUGCAGCCUGACAGAGUUUGAGAUCAUGCAGGCGGCGUUUCGGAAGGAAUCCCCAUUUCAGUUCUUCUACUUCCGGACCUCGAACUUGCUGCUGAGGACUUUCAGCGAGGAGGAGGAGGAGGAAGAGCGGUCCCCAGCUUCUCUGAUGAGCCAAGAGGAAAAGCUGAGAGUUGGGAAACUGAAGGCUAAGAUCAUUGGUAAAGGGCUUCAGGUCAGAUUCUACAGAGACCUGGACGAGUUGGGGGAGAUGGUUUUCAAGGACUGGUCAGCUGUUGUGGAAAAGCUCUACCCAGCCCCUACGAUCAUGGAAAACAUAGACUACAAACACAGUCUUGAGCGUUUGUAUCAUGAAGACUUCGCUGAGAAGUGCAAGCAAGUCUUUGUGAUCUCCAAGGAGUCCAACAGGACCUUCGAAAUCCUGGAAAAAUUUGCCUUAAAAGAUACCGGGCUUGACUCCGACAGUGCUCCCGGGCUUGACUCCGGCAAUGCUCCCGCAGGUUCGGGCCUAGACUCCAUCCUCAGAGUAAAUUCCCUUCCGACUUACAAGUCGAUUUUGCUCUUGUCGGGGGAACGCGGCUGUGGGAAAUCCACUCUCAUCGCCAACUGGGUCAGUGACUUCAGAAACAAACAUCCCGGAGUGUUGAUGAUCCCAUACUUUGUGGGAAGCACGUGCGAAAGCAGUGACAUCAUGACCGUGAUCCACUACUUCAUCAUGGAGCUGCAGCACAGAGCCCACGGUCCCCAGAUUGAAAUGGACUUCCUUAAUGAAGACUCGAAUGUCUUGGUCUUUCCGCUUCUUGUAGAAGUGUUCCUUGCCUCCAUCAGCUUGAAGCCAUGCGUGCUUGUACUCGAUGGGAUUGAAGAGCUGAUUGGCAUUUAUGGGAUUUCAGGUCAGAAGGCGAAAGACUUCUCGUGGCUGCCACGCUCCCUCCCCCCUCACUGCAAAUUCAUUCUGAGCACCGUCUCCUCCAGCCUGUCCUGCAAAUCGCUGUGCACCCGCCCUGAUGUGCGGAUUGUGGAGUUCUCGGGCACGGGGGACGAAGACACGAAGUUCAGCAUCUUCAGACAGCAUCUCUCCACGCCUGACAGAGAGCACUUUGGGCACAGCAAACCCAUUCUGAGGAAGAAGCCGAACCUGAACCCCCUAAAGCUCACCAUCAUCGCCAGCGAGCUGCAGGAGUGCAGGAUCUACCGCAAUGAGUUCCAGUGUCUGAGGGAGUACCUAGAGGUGGCCUCCAUCCCGGAGCUCUGGGAGCUGAUUCUGAAACGCUGGGUUGAAGAUUACGGUUGGAAUCUGAAGCACAAAGAGGCGAAAUCAGACACGGUGGCUGCAGGAAAAGGGUUGAGUGGCUGGGUGGCAGAUGUGCUGUGUUUGCUGUGCAUCUCACACUGCGGGCUGGCUGAGGAUGAGCUGCUCCAGAUUUUGGACAUGCUGGGCUACAGGAACCACCAAAAAGUGACCUCGGUGCACUGGGCAGCCUUCCGCAAUGCCUCCAAGCACUGGAUCCAGGAGAAACCCAACGGCCUCCUCUGCUUCUGGCACCAGUCCCUGCGGUGUGCAGUGGAACACAAGCUGCUGGGUGUAAUCACUCCGGUCAGAGAGAGCAGCGCACACGUGCCCCAGAACAUGGUAAACCACAAGAAGGCGCACUUCCACCAGGUCUUGAUAAGGUACUUCCAGCGGCAAACCGUCUUCUGGAGAGCAUAUCAGGAGUUGCCAUGGCACAUGAAGAUGAGCGGCUGUUGGGAAGGCCUAUGCAGCUUUGUCACCAGCCCCGGGCAUUCUAUAGAGACAAAGGCAACAGCUGGACAGGAUCGAAGCAUCACAGAUUUCAUAUCAAAAAUCCACAACCCGAGUUUGUGGACCAGACUGCACCUUGUCCACUACUGGGAUGUGCUGCUGGAAGCCGGCUGUGACAUGUCUGAGGCUUUCCUGCUCUCCGUUGCCAAGAUAGAAGCAGAACAGUACCAGAAAAUAAAGAAGCGACCCAUGCUCUCAGUCCUGGAAUGCAACCUCUCCCAGGUGACUGUUGCCGACAAAAGCAGGAUGAUACUCUUCAUCGGGAGUUUCCUGAAGCUCAUGGGCAAGGUCGGUGAGGCGGAGAAGCUGUUCCUGAGCGUGGAGGACAUGCUACUGCAGAACCCAUCCACGACAGAAAUGCUCCUCAAAGCUCAGAACGCCGUGGGAGAAUUGUACCUUGAAAUCGGGAUGACUCAGAAAGGGCUCUCUUAUUUUCUGAAAGCGUGGUCAAAUCUGCUGCGGUUUACGCUCAGUGACUUAAAAAGCAGCCAGGAACUGAUGAAGCAGAAAGUCAAAGUGAUGAAUAACCUGGCAAAAUCAGCACCUGAGGAAUUCUUUAAAGAAAACCACAUUUUGGAAUACGCUACCGAAAUCUCCAAGUUCGUGACUGACAGCCCCCGCGAACAAGCUACCAUGAAAUAUACUGAAGGUGUUCUCAUGUUGGCUACAGGAAAUGUGCCUCUUGCAAAACUGAAGCUUCAAGAGUGUUUAAAUAUCAGAAGACGUCUGUUUGGCGAUAAAAACAUACAAGUUGGAGAAAUUAUGGAAUUUUUAGCAGAUCUGCUGUUUUUUGCACUGGGAGAUAAGGAAAAUGCGGCCUCCAGCGUCUACCCGGGCUUCAGUCAUUGUGAUCCGAGCAUCUUCUUGGAGGUUUUCCAACAUUACAGCCCAAAGCCCUGGGCUAGGGGUGUCGCUCAUGUCCAAGGGGGUGCGGGUGAGCAUGUGCGCGGCCAUCUUUCUAUCGCCGUGACCGAGGCAACGUAUGAAAGAGAGUCUUCAGUUGGCCUUGGGGUUCCAGAGGGUAGAAACCAUGGUGGUGAGCAGAAGCGUGGCAGAAGGAAGAGUUGACGGCUCACAUCUCCAUCCAAAAGUAGGAGAAUGGCUCCAGCCUUUGAAACCUCAAAGCCCUCUCUCAGUGACGCACCUCCUCCGGGAAGGCCACACCUCCUAAUCCUUCUCACACAGUUCCACUGACUGGGGACCAAGUGUUCAAACCUAUGGGGGCCAUUCUCAUUCAAACCACCACAGAGGUCCUCGCUUUGAUACUCAGCACUGCAAUAUUAUUAUUGAUUUUUAGUAAUAAUCAUCAUCAUUAUCAUAAUAAUGGCAAGGAUGAGGCUAAGCUGGGAGAAUGCCUGCCUAAUUAAUGUGCACUGAGGUUUUGGUUCAAUCCCUAGCAGAUCUCUGCUCUGUGGAGUGGUACAUGGCCUACAAUCCCAGAGCCCAGGAAGGGAGUCAGGUGUUCAAGAUCAUCCUUGGCUAUAUAUGAAGGGUUGUUACUUAUGUGGAUCCGGCUUCUUUUCCCACUCUCUCAACUAACUGUGAGAAGCUGACGGCCACUUUAACUUUUCUCUGCUCCCCCAUCCUCAGGCCAGCAUUUGGAGAAUGUUUGCUGAACGAGUACGUACCCUGUUUCUUCAGUGUAAAACCUUAACUGAAUUUCUGUUUUCUAGAUCACAAAGGAAGCAAGUAACUGAAUACUAUAAACAAGUAAUAAAAAUCAAGGAGACCUCAGACACCAUGGCCACCUGCAAGCCCAUCAGGAAGCAGCUGAGCUUAAGCCUCAGCGACACCUUGU
Molecule: messenger RNA, 5211 nt
Organism: Arvicola amphibius (Eurasian water vole)
Lineage: Eukaryota; Metazoa; Chordata; Mammalia; Rodentia; Cricetidae
Product: tetratricopeptide repeat protein 41-like
Exons: 15
Coding region: 1137-4481 (1114 amino acids)
Cellular component (GO): Cul4-RING E3 ubiquitin ligase complex
Molecular function (GO): protein binding
Source: RefSeq, a predicted model, not a curated record